Molecule: messenger RNA, 5994 nt
Organism: Malurus melanocephalus (red-backed fairy wren)
Lineage: Eukaryota; Metazoa; Chordata; Aves; Passeriformes; Maluridae
Gene: AGAP1
Product: ArfGAP with GTPase domain, ankyrin repeat and PH domain 1
Exons: 19
Coding region: 462-3962 (1166 amino acids)
Cellular component (GO): nucleus
Molecular function (GO): protein binding; GTPase activity; GTPase activator activity
Source: RefSeq, a predicted model, not a curated record
AAAAAACGAAAAAAAACCCGGCUGGAUCUCCGCAACCGUGCGGCCGCGCUGUAAACAAUGAGAUCGGAGGCGGCUGCUGCAGCUCCCGUGCCGUGAAGACCGGAGCCGGGAUUCGCGGGAGGAGGAUGCGUGCGUGGAUGUGAGCCGUGAGCCGUCCCUCGGCGCCUCUCCGGGAUGGCGCUGCCACGGCCGCCGGCCGCCGGCGGGGAGCGCCGCGGGAGCCCAGCCUGACCCCGCCGCAGAGCGGGGUGUGACACCGGAGCAUUUUUUUUUAAAAUUAUUAUUUAUUUAUUUCAUUUUUUUUUUUUUUUAACCGGGUUGCAGUGGUUUGUGGCUCUGCGUUUCCAGCCGCCCGCGUGUCUCCAUCCAUCCAUCCGUCCAUCCAUCCGUCCGUCCGUCCAUCCGUCCAUCUCGGCGCCGAUGCCCGCGGCGGCCGCCGCUGCCUGAAGGGCAGRGCCAUCAUGUACCUCCUGGACAGCAGCGAGCCGCCGGCCGCUGCCGCCUCCUCGCCCGACAGGAUGCAGCGGGGCACCCCGCAGAGGAAGACCGUCUACCGCAUCUCCGUGACCAUGGUGAAGAAGGAGCUGCUGGGGCCCGAGAGCGGCCGCGCCGGCCCCGAGCUGCCCCGGCGCGGGCGGAGCCGCCCGCCGGGCUCCUCCAGCCUCACCAGGGCCGGGCUGCUGCUGCUGGAGGAGGAGGAGGGCGAGGAGGAAGGCGAGGAGCGGGACAGGGUCCCCAGCCCCUGCGGCUUCCGCACCUUCCGGACGCUGAGCACCGGGCAGCUGGAGCUGGGCCGCCUCAAGGUGCCGCGGAGAGCGGGCCCGCCCGUGCCCGGGGCGCCGCGGGGCAGCGCCGCACCUGGACAAGCCGCGGCUGCCGCCGCCUCGUCCCCGCCCGGCGAGGAGCGGGACAAGGACGGCGGGCCUUGCCCGGGGGAGCGGGGCCACAGCCCGCGGCGGCAGCCGGGUUUGCUGCGGCGGAGCUUCAGCUUCAGGCACUGGAGCGGCGCUGGCGGCGCGGAGCCGGCCCGGGUGCGGCGGCACAGCAGCUCCGGCUGCCUGCCCGGGCCGCCGCCGCCCUCGCCGCCCGCCGCGCUGCCCGCCGAGCCCCCCGAGAAGCGCAACACGCUGGACGUGGGCGAGGUGCUGAGCCAGGCGGACCCGCUGGCCCGGCUGGAGCGCUGGGAGCGCAGCAAGAGCAAGAACCGGACCCUGGAUAACAGCGACCUGCAGCGGCUCUCGGAGCGCCUGGGCCGGGAGGGCCCCGCCGCCGGCACCGAGCACCGGCUGCUGCGCUUCUUCAGCGGCAUCUUCGCCCGCAGGGACGGCCCCGCCGCCCUCUUCGGCAGCCCCCACGGGCGCUCCCCCCGCAGCAGCUUYUCCAGGUCCAGGGCUUACUUUAGCAGCCUGCGGAGAGCCGCCGUGGACAUGCAGUCCAGCUCCGAGAGCAUCAACGGGUCUCCCCACAAAGAUGCCUUUGUAAACAGCCAGGAAUGGACGCUGAGCCGCUCUGUGCCGGAGCUGAAAGUGGGGAUUGUGGGUAACCUGGCGAGUGGGAAGUCAGCGCUGGUGCACCGCUACCUGACAGGCACCUACGUCCAGGAGGAAUCCCCUGAAGGUGGGAGGUUCAAGAAGGAGAUCGUGGUGGAUGGACAGAGUUACCUGCUGCUGAUCAGAGAUGAAGGAGGCCCUCCGGAGGCACAGUUUGCCAUGUGGGUGGACGCCGUCAUCUUCGUGUUCAGCUUGGAGGAUGAGGUCAGCUUCCAGACCGUGUACCACUACUACAGCCGCAUGGCCAACUACCGCAACACCAGUGAGAUCCCCAUGGUGCUGGUGGGCACCCAGGAUGCCAUCAGCUCCACCAACCCCCGCGUCAUCGACGAUGCCCGCGCCAGGAAGCUGUCGAAUGACCUCAAGAGAUGCACCUACUACGAGACCUGUGCCACCUACGGGCUCAACGUGGAGAGAGUCUUCCAUGAYGUUGCCCAGAAGAUCGUUUCUACCAAGAAGAAACAGCAGCUCUCAAUUGGACCCUGCAAAUCUCUACCCAACUCUCCGAGCCACUCCUCCGUGUGUUCUGCCCAGGUUUCUGCCGUACAUAUCAGCCAGACCAGUAAUGGAGGAGGGAGUUUAAGUGAUUAUUCCUCCUCUGUCCCAUCAACUCCAAGCACCAGCCAGAAGGAGCUGCGGAUUGAUGUUCCUCCCACUGCCAACACACCAACUCCUGUCCGUAAACAGUCCAAGCGCCGAUCCAACCUCUUCACGUCUCGGAAAGGGAGUGACCCAGACAAAGAGAAGAAGGUCCUGGAGAGCAGAACAGACAGCAUUGGAAGCGGCCGCGCAAUCCCAAUUAAACAGGGGAUGCUGCUGAAGCGGAGUGGCAAGUCCCUGAACAAGGAGUGGAAGAAGAAAUACGUGACGCUGUGUGACAACGGCGUGCUGACCUACCACCCCAGCCUGCACGAUUACAUGCAGAAUGUUCACGGGAAAGAGAUCGACUUGCUGAGAACCACUGUGAAGGUCCCCGGGAAGAGGCCACCCCGAGCCACGUCAGCCUGUGCCCCCAUCUCCAGCCCCAAAACCAACGGCCUCUCCAAAGACAUGAGCAGUUUACACAUCUCGCCAAAUUCAGGGAACGUGACUACUAGCACAUCUGUGUCUCAGAUGGCCAGUGGGAUCAGUCUGGUGUCCUUCAACAGCCGCCCGGACGGUAUGCACCAGCGCUCCUACUCGGUCUCCAGUGCAGAUCAGUGGAGUGAGGCCACAGUCAUUGCCAACUCUGGCAUUAGCAGUGACACCGGCCUGGGAGAUUCUGUGUGCUCCAGCCCCAGUAUAUCCAGUACCACCAGCCCCAAACUGGACCCCCCUCCUUCCCCCCACGCCAACAGAAAGAAGCACCGCCGGAAGAAAAGCACAAGCAACUUCAAAGCUGAUGGGAUCUCGGGCACAGCUGAAGCCAAACGCAAAGCUUGGAAACUAAACCGUGUUGGUAGCCUGCGAAAUAUUUACAGCAGCAGCAGCACCAACACCGAAGAACAAGAAGAAAACUUCGAGUUUAUCAUCGUCUCUCUCACGGGCCAGACCUGGCACUUCGAAGCGACCACCUACGAGGAGAGGGACGCGUGGGUCCAAGCCAUAGAGAGCCAGAUCCUGGCCAGUUUACAGUCCUGUGAGAGCAGCAAGAACAAGUCCCGCCUGACGAGUCAGAACGAGGCCAUGGCCCUGCAGUCCAUCAGGAACAUCAGAGGCAAUUCCCACUGCGUGGACUGCGAAGCACAGAACCCCGACUGGGCCAGCCUGAACCUGGGAGCCCUCAUCUGCAUCGAAUGCUCAGGGAUCCACCGCAACCUCGGCACGCACCUGUCGCGGGUGCGCUCCCUCGACCUGGACGAUUGGCCCAUCGAGCUGAUCAAGGUGAUGUCAGCCAUCGGCAACGAGCUGGCCAACAGCGUGUGGGAGGAGAACAGCCAAGGCCACAUGAAGCCUUCCUCGGACUCCACAAGGGAAGAAAAGGAGCUCUGGAUCCGCGCCAAGUACGAGCAGAAGCUCUUCCUCGCCCCGCUGCAGUGCCUGGAGCUCUCUCUGGGCCAGCAUCUCCUGAGGGCCACAGCUGAGGAGGACUUGAGGACGGUGAUCCUGCUGCUGGCCCACGGCACGCGGGAGGAGGUGAACGAGACCUGCGGAGAGGGGGACGGGCGCACCGCCCUGCACUUGGCCUGCCGSAAAGGGAACGUGGUGCUGGUGCAGCUCCUCAUCUGGUACGGUGUGGACGUGAUGGCGCGUGAUGCCCACGGGAACACGGCGCUGGCCUACGCCCGCCAGGCCUCGAGCCAGGAAUGCAUCGACGUCCUGCUGCAGUACGGCUGCCCCGACGAGCGCUUCGCCCUCAUGGCCACCCCCAACCUGUCCCGCAAGAACAACAACCGCAACACCAGCGGCGGGAGGAUGCCCACCAUCAUCUGAGGGGAGCGAGCCCRCGUAGGCGCUGAGCCGAGUCCCAUCCGCAGCCUCACAUUCCGCCAUCGCCAUCACGGCUCUGCUCGGCGAGCCUGGUAACUCUUCUUGUCCCUUUUCCCUCGGGUACAUCCAUCCCCGAGUGCCACCAGGGCCGAGGAGGAGCCCGGGGGGCUGCUGAGCAGGCUGUUGUUUCAGUGCCCGCCGCCGGGCUGGGAGAGCCCAGCCGGACACGGCCCGAGGGGACACACGGCACUCCCGGAGCGCGCGGGGAAGGGACGGGACGGGACGGGAAGGGAAGGGAAGGGCGGGGGGAGAGGCGAGCCGGACGAGAAGGAAGGAGAGAUGGUGACUUUCCCUAAGUGACAGUGAAGCACAUCAGUACAUUUCACCUCUACCGAACGCCGCGGCGACGCCUGGAUUUCCAUUCUCUUCUCCUGAAGAGCUUGACGGCAUAAAUCAGAAGCAAGCACAGAGUUUGUCAGGUUUGAAGCUCCUAUGAUGGUAUGUGUCAAAUCAGUUGUAGCUAAUCUGUCCGGGGAGAAUACUGGCUUCAUUACACUUGUAUAGUUGAGUUCUUCCAGCAUUACUGCUGUUUAAUAGAACAUGAUUAGUCAUCACGGAGAAAAAAGCAUAUUAGCUGAGGAGGUAGUUACAUGGCACGCUUCGGUGAUUGCUUGGAUGUGAUUGCAAUAUUCUUAGAAGCAUCAUAUUAUCUCAGACAUGUUCUUUCGAGCCCUUGGAGCCCUCCUUUCUAAAUUCACUGUCAUAAUUUAGUAUCUGUUUAAUUUUUCAGUCCAAAGAGAGGAAAUGAGUUGCUGAGUGUUAUUUGACUGCAGUCUCCUUGGUGUAAAAACAAAAUGGAAAAAAUAAAUAAGAGUAAGCCUGAAACACAAAAAGGAAUAAUGAAUACCGCUACGGAAAACAACAUUUCGAGUACGUUUGGUGAAAUUAAUAAAUGCGUUAAAGGCUAAUUUUUUUUUUUUUUUGGUUUGUUUUCAGCCAGCAGAAAUAGGUUCUGUCAUUUUGCCAAGGUAAAUUGUGUUGAGUUUUUGGUCACUYCUGUGAUGCAUUGCCUAACUUAUACAGAUUUUUGUAUUGUGUCUCUAGAUUCUAUGUAUUUAAAAUCUAUUUGAAUAAAAAAAGAAGACCAUAAAUAUACAUCGAUUUUUUUUCUUUUUGUACAGAAAAUGACAUCUCUGUUAAUUUAUAAACUGUAAUGGAUGUGARCUAAAUAAUGUGCAACUAGUUAGGAUCUGUGGCUUACAGAUCAUUGUACAUUGAUAAUAUUCCCAGCAGUGAAYGCUUCUUUCCAAAGCCUGUGAGGAACAACAUAUCAGAAGGAGAUCAGAGAAGGAAAAAAARGUGUGUGAGACCUUUUAGAAAGGAAAAAAGAGGCCGUUUCUCAGCGCUGUAAAUAUAUUUUACUCCAGAAGUCAGGAAGCUUUCACAAGCCAAGACAAAAAGCCCCAUUCUGGCUGGGGGAAGAUCAGAUUUGAUUAAGUUCAGAAUUGAUAGCCUUCACCGCGGCGGGCAGGGCACGGCUGCUUUCGGCAAGAAAAAUGGCUUGUGGAAGUAGCCUGGACAGUUCAUUUGAAUUCCAAGUUUUAAUCCUUGAUUGGAUUAUUUUGGUCUUAUCGGGCACAUCCCAGCUUCUCCUGCUUCCCAGUAGCAGCAUUCUGGCAUGGAAGCAGGGGUUUGGCAGGCAGAAAAGCGAAUUUUUUACUUUUUUUUUUUUAAGUGGCAUCUGGCAAUGUGGGGAUGGGGGAAGGGUUUAUCACAGAGAAAGUUGAAAACUCAACUGAAUUUGAUGGCAAAGGAGCAAUUAUGUGAAGGCAGUGAAGUGCACACUGCAUAGUAAUUUGCAAAUUUACCUGUGCAUUUCACAAGCCUUCGGUGGUGCUCUUCCUUGGGGCUCUGGGUUCCACUCAUCACACAAAUGGGAGGAGCUAUUGCUAAAGAAACUGAAUGUGGACAAAAUGAGAAGGAAAAAAUAUGGUGUGGUUAUCUUAUGGAAAACAAAAAAAAAAAAAAGGAAAAA